Molecule: messenger RNA, 3578 nt
Organism: Parathielavia appendiculata
Lineage: Eukaryota; Fungi; Ascomycota; Sordariomycetes; Sordariales; Chaetomiaceae
Exons: 3
Coding region: 133-3528 (1131 amino acids)
Biological process (GO): negative regulation of DNA-templated transcription; positive regulation of transcription by RNA polymerase II
Cellular component (GO): chromatin
Molecular function (GO): histone acetyltransferase activity; transcription coregulator activity
Source: RefSeq, a predicted model, not a curated record
UAGCCCAUCUGAUCCCCCUACUCUGAUAUGAGCGGCGUCCGUGGCCGCGACGCUUGACAAGGCGCGCCACAACAUCCCGGGGAACGGCGCCUCUCGGGCUCCAGUGGUCGACGUGGAAACAAUAGCUCAAAGAUGGCGGAGGCGCAAAUCAUGGAAGAGGAGCUGCAGCAAAGCGCCAUGCAGUCGGAGCGGGAAGCCGAGCUGACGCAGGUAGGAGUCGACCGGGACAUCGAGAUGGGCGACGACAGCGCACUUGCCUCUCAGCAAAGCCACAUUCACGUCGCGGACGGAGAACAUGAGGAAGACAUGGACGACGAGGACGCGCAUGGAGAGGACUAUGAGGAGGAGGACGAGCGCCCCGACCAUGACGACGAGCAGAGCGGCAGCAGCGAGUCUGGAGACGAUGACGACGGGGACAACUUUGACGAGGAUGCCGAGGGGGAAGCAUAUGACGAACUAGCCACGCGGAACCAUCGACCACGGCUGAGGUCAAGAAGCAUGACCAACGGCCACGAAGACGGCGAGGGCGACGACGCCGACGAGGAUGAAGGCGUCGGCGCGGUGAAAAUACGGCCGGGGGAGACGGACGAGGACGACAGCAGCGUGGAUUCCGCAAGUUUGGCCAGUGCCAGCGAUGGCGAGUCGGAAGACGAGGCGGAAUGGGAAGCUGCGCAAAACGACGAUGCAGACGACGACGAGUCUGAGAACGCCGCUGGUCAUUGCAUCUUCUGUAAGCAGGACGAGGAACACGACCCAGGGGAAGAAUUUGAGGCAUUCCUAGCCUGCACAAGGUGUGGGGACAACGCCCACCAACAAUGCGCGCGAGAGAAUGAAGCGCUGGGGAGCGAAAAUGGUCCUGAGAACUGGAGAUGCCCCAAGUGCGCUGAUGAGUCCGAUUCGGAUGGCGACCCAGACUUGGACGAAGACGCAGACAUGGCCGGGAUCAUGGACGCAAAUGCUUCUCCGGCCAGCCGACGUGCCAGCGCACCUAAGCUCGCAAGAGAUCUUCUUCCUUCCCAGAAAGGAUCCAUCAAGCCUGACUCCCACUCCGUGUUUAACCAGUUGGUUCUCGACGAAGACCCAAUGGAUGGAUCCCGCGUGCUUAGGAAACGCAAGACAUCCUCGCUGGCAGAUGACGAGAACAUCAUGGCGCUUCGCAAGCGGCGCAGGAUUACCGGCGAUGAUCAGAGCAACGAUGAAAAUACAGCAUCCGGCGCCGACGGCUCCCCUAGGCCUGUGUCCAGGUCUCUACGGCUUAAGAUCUCGAACCCGCCUGCGGCCAUAGUCAAGAGGACACGAAACAGCGUUUUGGUCAGGCUGCGCGUCAACUCGUCAGAGCUUCGCCAAAUCACGUCCCGGAAACCAAGAGGGCCGAAGAAGCGCCCGAGCGGAUCGCGGAGGCGGACAUCGAGAAGCGAGUCAACUCGCGCCGCUCCUCUGCCGCUAACGGCAAUCGCAACACCUUUUACCCCUAGUGCCUACUCACAACCCUUCUACUCCUUCUAUGAUAAGGAAACAGAUGAGUUGAAAGGGAAGCCGUACGGCGGCAUCCUUACAGAAGCGGAAGCGGACACCUCUAAGACCAUGCCGACGAACGAUGACCGUCGGCGCUUUGAUGAGGCGAAGCAAAAAGCAGAAGAGGAGUGGAGACAGCGGCUGCUCAAGAUGCAGGCCGAAGUCGAGGCACCUGCCAAGAAGUCAAAGAAGGCAUCGGGCCCGGCCAGCCAAAUUGAGUGCAUCGAGUUUGGCGGCUGGGAAAUCGACACCUGGUAUGCCGCUCCCUAUCCCGAAGAGUACAGCAGGAACCGCGUCCUCUACAUCUGCGAGUUCUGCCUCAAGUACAUGAACUCGGACUAUGUGGCCUGGCGUCACAAGCUCAAAUGUCCAGCAAAGCACCCCCCGGGCGACGAGAUCUACAGGCACGGCUCAGUGUCGGUCUUUGAAGUGGACGGCCGCAAAAACCCGGUUUACUGCCAGAACCUCUGCCUUCUGGCAAAGCUCUUCCUCGGGUCGAAAACGCUCUAUUACGAUGUGGAGCCGUUCCUCUUCUACGUUCUCUGCGAGUACGACGACCUGGGCUACCACUUCGUCGGGUAUUUCUCCAAGGAAAAGCGUGCCAGCAGUCAAAACAACGUCUCUUGCAUUCUCACGCUUCCCAUCCACCAACGGAAGGGGUACGGCAACCUGCUGAUUGAUUUCUCCUAUCUCCUGACCAGAGUGGAGAAGAAGACGGGGUCUCCAGAGAAGCCACUGUCCGACAUGGGUCUAGUUUCGUACCGGAACUAUUGGCGCCUGAUAAUGUGCCGCUAUCUAUUGGAUCAUUUCUCGGAAGAGAAGUCGGGAAAGACGGGUCUGAGUAUCAAGCAGAUUUCAGACGACACGGGGUUGACGCCAGACGACGUGGUUUCUGCUCUGGAAGGGUUGAGGUGCUUGGUUCGAGACCCGCAGACUCAGGUCUACGCUUUUCGCGUCGACUUACAAUAUUGUCGGGAAUACGUUGCAAAAUGGGAGGCCAAGAACUAUGUACAGCUCAACCCCAAGGCCUUGACGUGGACGCCCUAUGUUAUGGGCAGAGGCAACGCGACGAACUUUGAACUGGGCCCGGCUUUGACUGCGAUUGCGCCGCGGGAAGAAGAAGAAGAGCUCAAGUCACCUGUUGCUCAAGCAGAAGAGCCGUUGGUCAACGGUGCCGGUCCUCCGAGUCAGCCGGAUGCUUCUCCCGAUGUAACAAAGAAUGCAGUGGCGCCCCCGGUGCUCGAAUCCACCGAACCCACAGAGUCGACCUCAACAGACGAUGCCGUCAACAACGAUGUCAAGCCCAACGGAUUACUCAGGAACGGUGAUUCGGCAGAACAAAAGAUCCAGCCUGAGCCCGCCCCCGAGCCAGCCUCCGAGCCAGCCCCCGAGCCCGAGCCAAAGCUCGACCCUGUCAAGUCCACAGAAGACGACUGGACCCAAAAAUACAAAGAUAUCCCACCCACCCGAUUCGAAGUGGUCCCACCCAUCAACGGCCGCCGAACCGACCGCUCCCGCUCCAUCAUCCCCCGAACACCGGCCGUCCGCACCACGACAACGACCGGCAAUAGUGCCUCCCGGCCGCGACUCAAACGGUCCGCCGGCUCCCGCCGCUCCACCGCUUCUUCCUCCCGUCCCAAGUCCAGCAGCGCCACCAGCAGCAGCAAGCGCAAGCCGGGCGGGACAGGCCGCGGGCCGGGUCGCUGGCCUAAGGGCACCAAGAAGAGCGACUACGGCAACGCCCAGAGCGGGCCGGGCCUACCACCGGCGUGGAUCGCGGAGCGCGCGAGGCUGGCGGCGGAGGAGGCUAAGAAGGCCGAGGAGGCUAAGAAGGCUGAGGAGGCUAAGAAGAAGGAGGAGGAUAAGGAGGAGAGGGGAGGGGAAGGGGUUAUGGAUACCGUGCAGGUGCAGUCGCGAACUGUCAUGGAGGGCGCCGGAGCGGCGGGGCAGAAGGGGAAGGAAAAUGCGGAUGUGGUCAUGCAGGAUGCGGAUGCUGAGGGGCGGGAUAAUUGAGGUAUCGGCUGGUCGGCGGGGUUGGGGAAAUUUGAGGCUUUAGGGGGCCG